Messenger RNA from Camelus dromedarius (Arabian camel), 926 nucleotides. It is a transcript of the gene RRAS, whose product is annotated as RAS related. Gene Ontology annotation, biological process: Ras protein signal transduction. Gene Ontology annotation, molecular function: GTPase activity; GTP binding; GDP binding. Gene Ontology annotation, cellular component: plasma membrane. The coding region runs from base 16 to 672 and encodes 218 amino acids. Lineage: Eukaryota; Metazoa; Chordata; Mammalia; Artiodactyla; Camelidae. The record is from RefSeq and is a predicted model, not a curated record. The transcript is spliced from 6 exons.
AGCAGCGGUGGCGACAUGAGCAGCGGGGCGGCGUCCGGGACGGGGCGGGGGCGGCCCCGGGGCGGGGGGCCGGGGCCCGGGGACCCCCCACCCAGCGAGACACACAAGCUGGUGGUCGUGGGCGGCGGCGGCGUGGGCAAGAGCGCGCUGACCAUCCAGUUCAUCCAGUCCUACUUCGUGUCUGACUACGAUCCCACUAUUGAAGACUCCUACACGAAGAUCUGCACAGUGGAUGGCGUCCCGGCCCGGCUUGACAUCCUGGACACCGCAGGCCAGGAGGAGUUUGGUGCCAUGAGGGAGCAGUACAUGCGCGCGGGCCAUGGCUUCCUGCUGGUGUUUGCCAUUAAUGACCGGCAGAGUUUCAACGAGGUGAGCAAGCUCUUCACACAGAUCCUCAGAGUCAAGGACCGAGAUGACUUCCCCAUCGUGUUAGUCGGGAACAAGGCAGAUCUGGAGACACAACGCCAGGUUCCCCGAUCGGAAGCCUCCGCCUUCAGCGCCUCCCACCAUGUGGCCUACUUUGAGGCGUCGGCCAAACUGCGCCUCAACGUGGAUGAGGCCUUCGAGCAGCUGGUGCGGGCAGUCCGGAAGUACCAGGAACAAGAGCUCCCGCCCAGUCCCCCCAGCGCCCCCAGGAAGAAGGAUGGGGGCUGCCCCUGCGUCCUCCUGUAGGGGCGUGAGAGGAGCAACCGGCACGAUCUCGGGACCAGCUGCCCUCGCAGAGCUUGUUUCCCCAUCUGGGUCUCCCAGGAUACACUACAUCCCCACCAGUAAUUCCUGGCCUCCUCCGGGCCAUCACCACUCUGUGCCUUCUGCCGACGCCUCUUUCCCCAACCCGAGCCCCUGGGUAAGGACUCCCGGGCAUCCAGGUCACUGCUGUAUAUAACUCCCCUCCCCCAGAGAAAUAAAGGUCACUGCCAACGUCA